Molecule: messenger RNA, 662 nt
Organism: Hibiscus syriacus
Lineage: Eukaryota; Viridiplantae; Streptophyta; Magnoliopsida; Malvales; Malvaceae
Product: bZIP transcription factor 53-like
Exons: 2
Coding region: 52-486 (144 amino acids)
Biological process (GO): positive regulation of DNA-templated transcription
Cellular component (GO): nucleus
Molecular function (GO): DNA-binding transcription factor activity; transcription cis-regulatory region binding
Source: RefSeq, a predicted model, not a curated record
AUAAAAUAAUAAUAAAGACAAAAGACUAAAAAAGAAAAAUAUUCUCUUGAGAUGGCUUCUGCGCAAGGAUCAGCGACUUCAUCCGAUUCAGACCCGCGAUAUGUGAACAUCGAUGAGAGGAAAAGGAAGAGAAUGCUUUCAAACCGGGAAUCAGCACGGCGAUCACGGAUGAGGAAGCAAAAGCAGCUCGAAGAUUUGGUUGAGGAAGUAAGCGCAUUGCAGAAAGGGAACAAGCAGAUCUCUGAAAAGAUCGGCGUCACCACUCAACGCUACGUCGAGAUGCAAUCGUCCAACAACGUUUUAAGAGCUCAGGCGAUGGAAUUGACCGAGAGAUUGCGGUCCCUGAAUUCGGUGCUGCACAUAGUGGAAGAAGUAGGGGGUUACGACAUUGAUAUCCCGGAAAUUCCUGAUCCUCUGUUGAAGCCGUGGCAACUCCCCUGUCCGAUACAGCCAGUUAUGGCUUCGGUUGAUAUGUUCGAGUGUUGAUGGAUAGACUCUUCUUCCUUGUUGGAGUCUGUACUUGUUUAUUGUUCCUUAAUGUUAUCUUUUCCUUCUCUCUUCCUCUGUUUCUGUUACUAUUAUUAGGUUUAUGUCAAUUUGCAGUGUACUGAACCGAGAGUUUGGGUUUUGUAGAAAAGCUUUUGUACUAUGUGGAAACAUGA